AAGAGUGUGGUCAGAGUGGACCGUGCAUAGCACACGAAAAUGUUGCGAUUACCACGAAAAGGUUAUCUCUUUGGAGGCUUUGACACCUCCACUAAAAAAGAGCAAAAGCUUCUCUCGCGUCCUCACAAAAGCGCAUGCAGCAGCUUCGAAAGUUUUAACAUCUCCACGAAUCAAGAAGUAGACAAGCUUCUUCGUUCGAUCACAUCAGAAAGAGAGAUCCGAGAGAGAGAGAGAGUGAUGGCAACGUCUGGUGCGAUUUCAGGAGCUACUGUCUCUUCUUUCUUCACCAAAACUGCUUCAACAUCAAACCCAUCUCCCAAACUCCAUUCAUCUUCCUCUCUCUUUUCCCAGAAAACUGGGUUUCAGGGAGUUUCGUUGGAAGAUUCGAAGAAGAGUGUAUCAGAGAUUUUCGCUGUGUCGGAGAGAAAGAUCGGAGUGUUGAAUGGGUCGAGAAGAUUCGAAAUCAAAGCAAGAACAGCAGCUUCGAAGACAAUAGAGGUUGAAGUAGACAAGCCUCUUGGUCUGACUCUAGGACAGAAGCAAGGCGGUGGAGUUGUCAUCACCGGUGUGGAAGGAGGUGGUAAUGCAGCAAAAGCUGGGCUUAAAUCUGGAGAUCAAGUUCUGUACACAAGCAGCUUCUUUGGAGAUGAGCUUUGGCCUGCAGAUAAGUUGGGGUUUACUAAAACCGCAAUUCAGGCCAAACCUGAUUCUGUCUACUUUGUUGUCAGCAGAGGUGCAGAAGUUGAUGUCAAGAAACUGAAUAAGCGUCCGGCUCCUCCUCGUUUUGGAAGAAAGUUAACCGAGACUCAAAAGGCAAGAGCUAGUCACAUUUGUCUUGAUUGUGGGUUCAUAUACACAUUACCCAAACCUUUUGAUGAACAGCCGGAUACAUACGUAUGUCCUCAGUGUAUAGCACCAAAGAAAAGGUUUGCGAGGUAUGACGUGAACACAGGGAAGGCCAUAGGAGGAGGAUUGCCUCCGAUCGGUGUUAUUGUUGGCUUAUUAGCCGGUCUUGGAGCUGUUGGGGCUUUGCUUGUGUAUGGUCUUCAAUAACAUUUUUAUAAACUUUUAUAAUAAUGUCUAUCAUCAAACAAGUCCUUUCUUAAAAAGCUUUUGUGAUUGUAAACCGAGAAUGAAUGUUGAUGACAUUCACAUCAAUUUGAGAGUUUAAUUCAGUUUUCGUUA
This is a messenger RNA of Eutrema salsugineum, 1185 nucleotides long. RefSeq lists its product as uncharacterized. Gene Ontology annotation, molecular function: protein binding; iron ion binding. NCBI's taxonomy places the organism in Eukaryota, Viridiplantae, Streptophyta, Magnoliopsida, Brassicales, Brassicaceae. The record is from RefSeq and is a predicted model, not a curated record. Bases 40 to 1053 code for a protein of 337 amino acids. The transcript is spliced from 6 exons.